This is a messenger RNA of Paramormyrops kingsleyae, 10312 nucleotides long. The record is from RefSeq and is a predicted model, not a curated record. NCBI's taxonomy places the organism in Eukaryota, Metazoa, Chordata, Actinopteri, Osteoglossiformes, Mormyridae.
AUUAACGCAGUACAGGAGUUAGUCUGGGUGCAUCAGUAACCGUAGCCUUUUAAUAGACGCCACUGCGCCUUUAAGUCCUUUACCUGUCCGUCUAUAAUCUACGCAGUUCGUGGUGGAGUCAGAGCAAGUCGACCGGAGGUGAAUUCCUCACUUCUUUACAAGUGUACAAGUGACGACUAAUCUGUCAUUGUUUCUUUCUGUUUUUAAAGAGCUGCUGGCACUCUGGAUAGGAACCCUUGCCAAUCAUUAGAUCUGCGAAGCAAGAGGGCGGAUACCGCAUGGGGGCUGUUUUAUACCAACCUGUGCGUGUACUUGCAGUCGGGCUUGUCACUGUUGUCUUACAUCUUUGCUGGUGUUUAUUCAGCACGCCUACAUGUUAAUAUUUACUAUUUUUGAUAUCCAGCGCUUCCCUGCUUCGUGCGAUCGCACUCAACACGAACGCCACUUUUAGUGCGUCUUUUUAAAUGUCAUCCACCAGCACUUAUCCGAUGACUUCGGGGGCGCUAGCUGACUGAAAGGCUGGACGAGCGCACGGAAGAUCAUGCAACGGCUAGCUGUAGGUGGAUAGCCGAGCACCCCGGAGCGAACGGCCGGUUGCACCCUUCGCGGGGACCGACGCGACGACGCUGGACUGAACCGGGAGCCGAAUGUUUUAACUGGAUCGCCGGCAGAGGAUGGCUUCCAAGGACCGGCUUUACGAACUGUGGAUGUUGUAUUACACCAAGAAGGAUGUGCGCUACCUGCAGCAGUGGCUGGAAGCCUUCGUGGCUUCCUUCGAGAAGCUCAUCGACAUCCACACGCUGGAGCCCCGACGGCCUGAAGACUCCUGCACCGACGUGCCCCUCUUACCCCCGGAUGUACUAAUCCUGCUCAGCACCCAGCUGUGGCACAGCGCCCUCCACCUGUCGGGGCAGGAACAAAACAUCACAGCCCCCCAGCCACUGCUGCUCAUCAAGUUUUUCAUCAUCAUCUGCAGGAACCUGGAAAACAUCGACACUAAAAAGACUCCUGGCUUCAUCUUUGAGACCAUAAAGCUUUUAUCGUUCUGUGUGGCCCAGCUGAAGAAGCAGCCCCAAGAGCAGGAGUCCCUGCGGACGGUGGCCCAGUAUGGCCUGCUGCUGUGUGAGAGCCUCUUUGAUCCCUAUCAGACCUGGAGACGGCGGCUGACGGGAGAGGAGGUGUCAGCACUGGAGAGGAGCAAGUACAAGUUCUCCCCUCUGCCGCUGCCUGAGGAGCUCCCCGCCCUUUUCCAUGAAUGUUUUCAGGACAGCGAGCAGCUCACGGAGACAAUGAUAACGAGGCUGAUUCACCUCCAGGGUGCCGUCAUCAGCGGCUGCAAGAAGAACGGCCUAGCCACCAUCACGCCCCAGGCCGUGACGGACCUCCUGGCGGUGCUGCGGGCCUGGUGCUGCCGGGCCUCCCCCCAGCCCAGGGACCCGCAGCUGGUCCGGCUGGCCCUGCAGAGCCUCACCGCCAUGGUGCACCUGCUGCACUCCAGCAGCCCGGCCGAGCGCCAGGUGGAGAUCCGUUCCGUGCUGGACGGCUUCUUCCAGCUCCUCAACUGGAACCGGCUCCCGGGGGCGGAGCAAGUGGAUGGGCGGGGCCUGGAGGACAGUCUCCUCAUGCUGCAGGCCCACAUGCUAAACACCGUGCCUGAGAUCCUGCAGUGCUCAGAUCGGCCUGCGCUACAGGCCAUUUUCCUCAACAACAACUGCUUCGAGCACAUCCUGCGACUCAUCCAGAACAGCAAGGUCUGGGAGAAAGGCUCCGAUGCCAUCACGGUCCACGCGCUUCGAGUCCUCACGGCCAUCAUGAGCAGCUCCACCUCCGCCAAGGAGGUAUUUAAGGAGAGGAUUGGAUACUCACAGCUGUUUGACGUGCUGAAGAGCCAGGGCCAGCCGACCAGGCGCCUUCUGGAGGAGCUCAUGAACAUGGCGGUCGAGGGCCACCACGCGCAGGCAGCCUGGCUGGGCAUCGCCAAUGAGCAGCCCCUCCUCCUGCUCCUGCAGUGGCUCCCCGACCUGGAGUCGCGGGACCUGCAGCUGCUGGUGUCUCAGUGGCUGGCGGGUGCCUGCGGCGGCUCGCUGGCGUGCCGCACCGUGGCCGUGGAGGCGGGGCUCCCUGGCACCCUGCUGGAGGUGCUGGCCCAACCGGAGCGGCUGGACCGGCACUGUGCCGACGCCCUACUGGGGCUGCUGCAGGACCUGGGCUCGCUGUCGCUGCGGCCGCAGGAGCUGAAAGGGCUGCUGAGGCUCCUGCGAUGCGAGCGGGGCCCGCACCCUUACUGCGGCCGCGCUGUGCGCGCUCUGUCAGCCAUGGCGGCGCGUGAGGGCGCGGGGGCGCUGCAGUACUUCGACCUCACACCACCCAUGGCGGGCAUCAUGGUGCCCGUCAUCCAGCGCUGGCCGGGCAGCGGCUUUGCCUUCCACGCCUGGCUCUUCCUCAGCUCGGACGGCCCGCUCCCUCAUGGGGAGUUCACAGCCACGUCGGCGCCCGGUACCCCCACCUCGCCCAGCAGCCCCGUGUAUCCCAGGCUGGGGAAGGGGCUGCGCAGAAAGCAGCUGUACAGCUUCUUCACUGCGAGUGGCACCGGGUUCGAGGCCUUCUUCACCACCGAGGGAGAGCUGGUGGUAGCUGUGUGCACCAAGAAGGAGUACAUGGCUGUCAGGAUGAAGGAGCUGCGUCUGAGGGAGUCUGCGUGGUCCGCUGUGCCCGACCCGAGCCGGACCGGACCGCUGUGGUCCGCUGUGCUCGACCCGAGCCGGACCGGACCGCCGUGUAUGACCGUGGCGUCUGCCUUCUCACUGUGCCCCCAGCCCUUCACUUCCUGCUGCAUUGGCUCAGCGGGCCACCGGACUGCCAUCACCACAGUCACGUCCCCUCCGCUGACCCCCCAGCCGCUCACCCCGACGGAGCUGUCCUUCCCCUCGUACCCGACACCCGUUCUCGUGCGCUCUUAUUCCAUCCCUGCGACCAGCAGCCGCCGGAGCUCUCCCACCUCCCCCGUAUCGCCUGAGCCCUCGGACCCCCCUGUGCAGACAUUCCCCGCCGGCCUGCAGGACACCCAGUGGGGCACCCCCACGUCGCUGGACGGCCUUCUGGGGACAGCCUUUGUUUGCCACGAGGCCCUGCAGCCCCCCCAGCUGCUUGCACUGCACAGUGCAGGCCCCAACGGCAUCCCCCUCUUCAGGCCCGAUGGGGAGCUCUCAGACAUUACCGGCAAACUGCUGUUGUACUACACUCCACAAGCCUUUAAGAACCAGAUCUGCUUGGACCUGUCGCCGAACCACCAAUAUGACGGCAGACUGACCGGGCAUAGGGUGGUGAACUGGGACAUCAAGGAUGCGGUGAACUCUGUGGGCGGGAUGGGGGCUCUGCUCCCACUCCUGGAGCAGGUGAGCAUGCCAGAACAGAUGAAGGAUGCCGACGCUGAGCAGACGUCCGACCUGGUGGGGCCCGAGCUGACGUCAUCCCGGGGCCCCGCCGGCAUACAGCUGCCCCUGACCAAGGCCUCCGAGGUGCGUCUAGAGAAGAACGGCGUGGCCGCCUUCCUGCUGAUGGUGAAGAAGAUGCUGAGGAAGCACCCGGUGAACCAGGAGAGCCUGCUGCAGUGCCAGGGGCCGGCCAUCAUCGGAGUCAUGCUGCAGAAGGUGCCCAGCUCCAUGAUGGACAUGAGCGUCCUCCUAGCCUGCCAGGCCCUGCUGCAGCAGGUUUCCGAAGAGGGUAACACCUCACUGCUCUCCCAGCUCUACAAGCACCUGCUCUUCGACUUCCGCAUUUGGAGUAACGGCCAUUUCGCCGUUCGUCUGGGUCACCUGCAGAACCUGUCGCCAGUGUUAUCUGAGAGCAAGCAGCGCAUCCGGCGGAAGUAUGGAGUGCAGUUCCUCUUGGACUCCAUCAGAACUCACUACAGCCUGGAGAGAGACAGCAGUCCCCUUUCGGACCAGAUGCAGAUGGUGCAGACUACCGUCUUCCAGGUGGUGCAGGACCUGCUGAAGUCCCCGCUCCUGGAAGAGAUGUACAGCCUGCUAGCCUUCUCCAUCACCACAGGGGAGGAGUUCCAGGUUGUCCGGGCUCUGAACAUCCUGCUGCACCUCCUCCAGAACAGCCCGUCCCGGGACUCGGUUCUGGCCCUGCUGCUGGACUGGGGUGUGGAGCAGCUCUACUGCCUUCUCUUCAAGCCCGGCCUCAGGGACGAGGCCCGGGAGACGGUGUUCCAGGUGCUGAGUCGAGUCCUGAAGAGCGAGCGCGCCUCUGAGCGCAGCAAGCAGCGUGUUAAGCUGAAGGAGUCCGGUUACCUCGGCCUGGUCUGCCUUCUGGAGGAUGUCCCAGUUUCCAUGGCGACCAUCCGCUUCCUGUCUGAACAGGUGUUUUCUACAGACUCCCCGAACUUCCGGGACGUGCUAGCUGUAGUCUACCUGUCCCAACGUGCAGAACUCGCAGUGCGGCUGGAGGUCUCCCGUAAGCUCUUCCACCUGAUCUACUGCAACGAGGACCACGUGCGUCAACUGGCCCGGCAGCCGGGCUGGCAGGACGUGCUCACCAAGCUCUAUGUCACGGAGUCCUACAAAUUCCAGCCUGCUGGACAUUCCGGUUCUGGCGCCGGCUGCCCACUGGACCCCUCACAGGGACUGCUGAAGAGGGACGACAGCAUGCCGGAGGAGGCGCGGCCCGAAGUCUUAUUCUCCUACGGCUCCCGCGAUGAUGACGAUGAGGUGUCCCUAUCAUCACCCAGUGGCCGCCAGCUCAAGGGCUUCAGCUUCAAGUCGUUCGACUCUAUGGAGCCGAGUAGUCGAUCGUCCUCCCUGUCCAACAUUGUGGAUGUCCCCGCGGGCCGACGUUCUGAGGAGGAGGUUCCCUACAACUCGCUGUCUCCCUUUGGCUCGUCCCCGCCGGACCUGGAGCUGAAUGGGACGGCUGGAGUUGCCGGCGGCCAUCGGGCCUGUGGGGGCACGCCCGAGACCCCGUCGCCCCUGGAGCACGGCCGCCCCUUCCCAAGCUUCACGGCCCGGAAGAGCUCCAGCAUGUCCAACGUGCUGGACGAUACCAGCUACAGCACUGAACCUGCGCAUGGCGAUGACAUCUCCAACACAUCCAACCCGCAGCAGGCCCCGGAGGAGGAGCUAUGCAACGUCCUCACCAACAUCGUGUUCUCCGUCAUGUGGAGUGGUGCCGAGGGCGGGGAGGAUGCCGUGUGGCGCGAGCGAGGGCAGGUCUUCUCCGUGCUCACCAAGCUGGGCUCCGCCUGCCAGUUGGUGCGGCCCCCUGAUGAUAUCAAGCACAGCCUGCUGGAGAUGAUGCUGGAUUCCUCCCUGUCAGACCUGAGAGAGUCCCAGGGCGCCCCCCAGCAGCACUGUCCCAGCCUGGUGCGUCUCCUGCGGCUGCUGCAGGACUUCCUGUUUGCUGAGGGCACCAACAACCAGGCCCUGUGGAGCGAGAAGAUUUUUGAGGGCGUGGUGACCCUACUGGACAGACUGCAUGCAUGGCACAGCAGCACCAGCGCCCCCCACGGACCAGAGCUGCGGGAGAUGGCCCAGGUCGGCCUCCGCAUCAUCACAGGCUACAUACAGCAGGACCACGCCCAGGUGUGUGUCAUGGCCUGCGUGAAGCUGCACAGCCUCCUGCAGACAGUGCUGGUCCUGAGCUGGGACGAGGUGUGCUUCCUGCUCGGACGGCUGGCCCCCCACCUCUGGCAGGGCCCCCCCCCGCCCGAGGCCUUCCAGCAGCUGGUGCUCAUCGUGCGAACGCUGCUGGACCAGCACGCAGACCCGAAGGUUCUCCACGGCCUCCUGCCCCACCUGCCCCCCACCAACGGCACCCUCACUGUCGCCCCGGACCUGCAGGCCUACUGCAUGAGCCAGGAGUGGCAGGACUUCUACAGGCAGCAUAUCGAGCCCACCAUGAUGCAAUAUGAGCUGGAUACUUUUGGCAAGAGCCACGACCUCAUGUCCAACUUCUGGAACUCAUGUUUCGAUGCCCUGAUGAGCACGGCCCAGAAGCCGGAUAGGGACCGCACCGACUGCAGGACCAAGUUCCAGGAGGUGGUGGUGAAUCCCUACCUGAAGCGCGUGCGGAUCGAGAACAGCCGCUACCACGGGGCGAUGAAGCAGCUCGCCAACCAUCAGGGGUUGGUGUGGCGCCACUGGGUGGCACUUCGGCGGCUGCUGACUAGCGAGAGAGGCGCCUGGGCGCUCAGGGACCCAACCGAGGUGAAGUGGAAGCUGUCCAGCGCAGAGACGUACUCCAAGAUGCGGCUGAAACUCGUCCCCAAUUACAAUUUCGAUCCUCACACUGAGGCCAGCGCCCAUCGGGACAACAUGGGUACCGAAAACCCCCGCAGCCUCACAGAGUCCCUCCCCCUGGCCGUUGCUAAGGAGGCUAAGGUCAGCGACAUGGAAGAUGACCAGCUCGGUGACGAGGACCUCAACUACCUGGACAACCAUGUGGAGGCAGAGGACGAGAGCCAGAAGGAAAAGCUGAUCCUGUCGGAGGAGUGCGAGAUGAUCACUAUCAUCGCGGUGGUGCCCGGGCGCCUGGAGGUCACUACACACCACCUCUACUUCUACGACGGCAGCUGCGAGAAGGAGGAGACUGAAGAGGGCAUCGGUUUCGAGUUCAAGCGGCCGCUCUCUCACCUCCGGGAGGUCCACCUGCGGCGCUACAACCUGCGGCGCUCCGCCCUGGAGCUGUUCUUCAUCGAUCAGGCCCAUUACUUCAUCAACUUCAGGAAGAAGGUCCGUAACAAAGUCUACUCCCGCAUCCUCGGCCUGCGCCCCCCAAACCUCUUCUAUUUUGGCUCCCGCUCCCCCCAGGAGCUGCUGAAGGCCUCUGGACUCACACAGAAAUGGGUGUACAGGGAGAUCUCCAACUUUGAGUACCUCAUGCAGCUGAACACCAUCGCUGGCCGCACCUACAACGACCUCUCGCAGUACCCCGUGUUCCCCUGGGUGCUGUGCGAUUACACCUCUCCCACCCUGGACCUGGAGGACCCAUCGGUGUUCAGGGACUUAUCCAAACCCAUCGGCGUGGUGAACCCCCGGCACGCCCAGGCCGUCAGGGAGAAGUAUGAGAGCUUUGAGGACCCAUCCGGCACCAUUGAGAAGUUUCACUAUGGCACGCACUACUCCAACGCAGCAGGAGUCAUGCACUACAUGAUUCGCAUGGAGCCCUUCACGAUGCUGCACAUCCAGCUGCAGGACGGCAGGUUCGACUGUGCUGACAGGCAAUUCCAUUCGGUGGCCGCAACCUGGCAGGCUCGCAUGGAAAGCCCUGCUGAUGUCAAGGAGCUCAUCCCGGAGUUCUUCUACUUCCCAGAAUUCCUUCAAAACAUUAAUGAGUUUGACCUGGGAAUGCUUCAGAUGUCCCAAGAUUCAGUGUCCAACGUUGUCUUACCCCGGUGGGCGGAAUCCCGGGACGACUUUAUCCGGAAGCACCGGAAAGCCCUGGAAAGUGAGCAUGUCUCUGCACAUCUGCACGAGUGGAUCGACUUGAUAUUCGGUUACAAGCAACGGGGGUCGGAUGCCGUAGAAGCCCUCAACGUCUUUUACUACUGCACCUACGAAGGUGCUGUGGACCUGGACGCCAUUCGUAAUGAGACUGAGCGCAAGGCUUACGAGGGCAUCAUCAGCAACUUCGGGCAGACGCCCUGCCAGCUGCUUAAGGAGCCCCACCCUCCCCGCAUGUCCGCGGAAAGCGCCUCACGACGUCAGUCCCGCAUCGACACCUUGCCUCCCAACCUCUUCGAUCACCUCAGCAAGCUGAAGGCCUUUGUGGAGGUGGUGAGUGACGGCGUGCCACUGGUGCAGGCUGUGGUGCCCCGGACUCAAACCCGCUACAUCACGCAGGGUACUGAUGUGCUGGUUACAGUCAGUGCCAGUGGGCUCCUGGGAACUCACAGCUGGCUGCCGUAUGACAAGACCAUCGCCAACUAUUUCACGUUCACGAAAGACCCCACCAUGUCCAACCCUAAGACGCAGCGCAUGCUGGGCGGGCCCUUCUCCCCCGGGGUGGACCUGGGUGCACGGGUCCUGGUGGUGUCCAAUGAUGGACGGCUGCUGUUCAGCGGGGGACACUGGGACUGCAGCCUGCGGGUGACGGCACUGGCCAAGGGCAAGCUAGUGGGCAGGAUCUGCCGGCACAUCGACGUGGUCUCGUGUCUGGCUCUGGACCUCUGUGGCAUCUACCUCAUCUCCGGCUCACGGGACACCACCUGCAUGGUGUGGGAGGUCCAGCAGCAGGGAGGCUUCUCCAGUGGACUCUCCCCACGGCCGGUGCAGGUCCUCUGUGGGCAUGACCAGGAGGUGACCUGCGUGGCCAUCAGCACAGAGCUGGACAUGGCCGUGUCGGGGUCCAAGGAUGGCACUUUAAUCAUACACAGCGUUCGGCGGGGCCAGUUCCUGCGCACGCUGCACCCCCCCUGCGAGGGCUGUUUGCCGUCCCGGGUGACGGAGGUGCAGGUGGGCAUGGAGGGUCACAUCGUGGCCCAGACCCUCGUGGCCGGUCACUCCCCUGGCCAGGAGAAGCACUUCCUGCAUGUGUACUCGGUGAACGGGCGGCAGCUGGCCUCGGUGCCGCUGGAGGAGCAGGUUACGGCCCUCUGCCUGGUGCCCGACUUCGCCGUCCUGGGCGGUGCCCAGGGGAACCUCUACAUCAGGGACCUGUAUAGCUUGAAGCUGGCAGUGCCCGCUCUGGUCCUCAAGCUGCCCAUCCUCAGCGUGUCCGUCACUAAGGAAUCCAGUCACAUCCUUGUGGGCCUGGAAGACGGCAAACUCAUCGUGGUCGGAGCCGGGCAACCGGGAGAGGUGCGGUCCGGACAGUUCUCCCGCCGGCUCUGGGGCUCCACUCGUAGGAUAUCGCAGGUGUCUUCUGGCGAGACGGAGUACAACCCCAGCGACAACAUCGGCAAGUGAAGCAUGGAGACCCAGUCCUUGGGGGAGGGGGGGGACAGGGUUGUCGGAGGAAGGGGGCCAGGCCUGCAGUGGGUCUACAACCAACCGGACCCAGAACUCCUCCCAGCCGGACUCGGCCUGGAAGUAGUCAUACAUUUGUGGACUCAGUCACCCAGUGCCUUGUGCAGAAAACCAGCGAGGGCCUUUCUGCACCUCCUAUCCAUGGAGAUAGGGGGUGCUGGAGAGGCAGGACAGAUGCAAUGGGAGCCUGUUUCAAUGCUGCAGUCAUUCGUUGUUUCUUUUUUAAACAGACUAUUUUACAUGUUGGGUUUUAUAAUGUUUUUAAAACAUUCCAAAGACUUUUUCUGUGAUUUAACACCAAGAACAAUUUAUUAUUAUUAUUAUUAUUAUGAUGAUUAUAAUAUAAGUAGGUGGGGGUGUUAGAUGGGGGUCUCUAGGAGUUUGGGUGGUGUUAAGUUUUGGUUUUGCACACUAUGAGGGGUUGUUAGCGUUUAUGAAGACUCAAGCUCGGCCGAGGAGGUCCCAGCACAGAGGGGGGGCAGUUUCGGUACUCCCCCCCCACCCCAGCAUGCAGAGGCUGCCUCCCAGUGGUGGCUUCCUGCACUACGGUACAUGUGGGUGGGACUCUCUCCUGGAUAUGGUGUGAUGGCAGCAAGGAGCAUCAAACCCAGCAAGUCUGCUGUCAAGGUCCUUAUGGGAUGAGACUCACACACGCACAUACGUGCACAUGCACACGCACACGCACAUACGUGCACAUGCACACGCACACACGCACAUGUGCACAUGCACACGCACGCACACGCACACGUGCACACACACACACACACUCUUUUCUGUAUGUCCAGCUUUAAUAAGGCUUCUUCCUGUUCCUCACUGGUCACGGACGCUUGCCCAUGGCACCUUGCACUAACUCGUGCAUGUGGCGUAAAUGCACGUUUCCUUUAAAGUGCCUUUUGACGGGAACUCGGAGAUCAACCGAGACAACCAGCUUUCACUGCCACACACGCAUCCUAAAGGAUAAUAAAAGGUUUCGAAUAAUGGUUUAGGUGCUGAAACUUUGUUUCGGCACUUUGUUUUAAUUUGUGUUUCACUGUGGCUGUGAUUUUGUUUGCGUGUGUGCGUGUGUGUGUGCGUGUGUGUGUACAGGAAAUAUUAAGGAUGUUAAAACAUACAUGGGUGUUUUGUCUGGGCAAGGGGGUGUGAGAGUUGCCCCCCACUCCAGGCAUCGCUGUGCACAGGCCUCCCCAGGGAUCGGGGACUACACGGUCCCUGUGAAAGUGACCCGAAACCCCCCCCCCCCCAUUUCAAGCCAAAACACUUUUGUCUGAGAUUUGUGUUUGUGCCUUUCUGUUGGAACCUGGGUGUGUCUAUUACAUUUGCCCCAUUAAAGAAGUGACCUUUUA